UGUGAGUUGUGAAAAACUGCCCUGGAGCUGGAAGCAGCUGUUUUAUUUCAGAAAUAUUUACAGUGUACUGCAGCACUCAGCCACCAGUAUUGUAUGGAUUCAUUCACUCUCAGUAUUGAUCGGCUCAUUCACUGCAGCCGCCGCCCCCCCGUCUCAUCAAAUUGGCGUGACCUAUAGAUGCUGGCAUCGUAAAGGAGUGCAGGGAAGCGACACACACACACGCACACACACACGCCAUUCGCUUCUGAGGAUAUAAAUGCAGAGAUAGAGAGAGAGGGAGGGAGCACCACCUGCAGUUAGACUGAAGCUCUCUCGGCCUCGCUAUUGGACACCAGACUCCCUUCCAGGACCUGUGGCACAAUGAAAGGUGUGAGGACCAUCACGUUAACUUACCUUCUCACUCUUUUACUUCUCUCGACCUUUGUCUCGCAGUCGUGGAGCGCGCCAAAGGGCUCUUUCCAAAGACGAAACUGGACCCCUCAGGCGAUGCUAUACCUCAAGGGCACACAGGGGCGCAGGUUCAUCUCAGAGGACCGAAAGGAAGGAGAUGUCUAUGACACGUUACACUUGGAGACGCGCAGUCAGAACACAGAGAAGCUGAGUGUGGACCAGGCGGCCACCAUCCUGCUCAACUUCCUGCAGCAGGCCAGAGAGGGAGCCGAUGAAAACCCAGACGAGGUGUAUUUCCAGGAGCUGCCGGUGUGGAAGAGGGAAUUCUUCUGACGGUCUUUGAUACAUUUGUAAAACUUGCCUGAAAAAAACCAACGUCUUUGUCUUUGGAUGUAGAACUCGUUCGCGUUCUGAACCGCUGUUUUGUAUGUUUGAAAUGUGAUGUUUUAAUAAAAAGAAGUGAAAUUCA
Messenger RNA from Solea senegalensis (Senegalese sole), 859 nucleotides. It is a transcript of the gene spx, whose product is annotated as spexin hormone. Bases 361 to 723 code for a protein of 120 amino acids. Gene Ontology annotation, molecular function: neuropeptide hormone activity. NCBI's taxonomy places the organism in Eukaryota, Metazoa, Chordata, Actinopteri, Pleuronectiformes, Soleidae. The record is from RefSeq and is a predicted model, not a curated record. The transcript is spliced from 6 exons.